CUUUGUCAUCCAUGCCGACGGUUCUCAACAUGUUGUGAACGUUUUUUACCAAACAAGAGUUUUCCGACAAAACAAUGGCCGAAAAAUUGCCAGAUGAAGUCGCUAACUCCAGAGAGAGUUUUCGAAACAUCGCCUGCUUCUUUGUAUUUGGAAUAUUCUCGUUAAGUUACGAUGAAACAUCUCUCGCGGCGGCCGAAGAUGUAUUAUCUGGCAGUAAUAUUCCGACAACAAUUGUUAUAAUUGCCAUUGCUGUACCAGUUCUCGGAGUAAAAAUCACUGCUCCAUGGUUUCUUCAGAGGUGUUCUUACCUCGUCAAGGCCUGUCUGGUUGUGUUACUUCUUCUUGCCGGAUUAAUCGUGGUCGUAAUGGCUUACAAUGUUCAUUUGAGGUUGUUUGGUAUAAGCGUCAUCGAAUCCGGCGUCAGCUUCAGCGAGAUAACUUUCUUAGCCAUGACUGCCUGCUAUCAUGAGAUCACAGUCAGUGCAUUUGUAGCUGGGAUCGGUGUGGCCUCGUUAUUAGGACCUUUUUAUUACACAGGUCUAACAACAUGGCUGUGUCUCGCACCAAGAACAACACUUUUAACAACAUUCCCCUGGCCAUUUCUCGUCUUAGUUACUUACUUCAUCUUGGAAAAGAAAGACAUUGAUUCAAACACAAAAAGAAACGGAGGCGUCAAGUACGAAAAACUUACCUCGAGCGAGAACACUUCCGCGAAUGAGCAAGAAGCAACAUUUGAACACGGCUUGACUUGGGAAGAGAAAUUCUCGGUCGCAAAGCAGAUAUUACCCUAUAUAACUUUUUUGUUUCUCACAUAUUUUGCAGAGUAUCUCUCUAACCAUUCCAUUAUAACAACCCUAGCUUUUUCAAACUCCUCCUUCAGUCCAAGAGAUCACUAUCAGUACUACAUUGUGUGCUAUCAAGUUGGAAAGUUCUUGGGAAGGUCUCAUAUCUUUCUGCUCUCUUGCACCUGCUCAAAAGUGGUCCCUUAUGUGCGAGUUAAGAAAACAUGGAUUUUUGCGUUGGUAGAGAUAGCACAUCUGCUGUUCUUUGUUUUUGCUUCCUGGUUUCGUUUCGUGCCGCAUGUUUUUAUCGUACUAAUUCUCUGUGCAACAGAAGGAUUUGUGGCCGGAUCAAUGUAUGUCAAUUCGGCACACACAGUGUCUGAGCUUGUCUCAGACCCGAGGCAAAGAGAAUUUGCAUUAGGAUUACUAACGAUUGGGAACGGGAUAGGAAAGCUAACAGCUGGGGUCGUGGGCCUUCAUUUGGAACCGCAGCUAAAGAGCCAUUGCGUUUAUGACUUAGAGUUACAAGAUCAGUGUAUUACUCGAUAUCCAACAGAAGCUGGCUGGGAUACAAACAUGCGCUGCAGUCAUCCUCAAACAAACUCAACUAGAUUGUGAAUUAAAAAAAAGACAUUGCUAGAAGAUAUGAUAAUAUGUGUUUUAUUGUAGCAAUAUUCGAUUGAGCGUCCAAAGUAAUCGGUGAUUACUUUGGUUUUGCUAUACUUUGCUAUGUGGUUGGUUCAAUCGGUGAUUUCUUUUAGUCAACCAAUUGACUCCAUGCUGCCCCCUUACGUCUGUUCAGUAAUGAAUCACGUAUGAUGUCAAAAUGUGGUAAGAACAAAUUAGAAUUAUAACAAAACCAAAGUAAAGUGCGCGCUCUGAUUGGUCA
Stylophora pistillata is the source of this 1671-nucleotide messenger RNA. RefSeq lists its product as uncharacterized. Gene Ontology annotation, biological process: regulation of intracellular pH. Gene Ontology annotation, cellular component: vacuole; membrane. The record is from RefSeq and is a predicted model, not a curated record. Lineage: Eukaryota; Metazoa; Cnidaria; Anthozoa; Scleractinia; Pocilloporidae.